GAAUCACUGCGUUCGAUCGACGCGAGCGUCUGUCGUAUAAGAAGCCCUAAUUUCCAUUUCCGGGCACUCGCUAAUCCCAAAGCAAUCCUCACAAUUUCACUGCAAAUCUUGAAGAUUCUCCCUACUGUGCAUUCGUAAUCGGCUUGGAUCGUUGUUUGUUUCGAUCAAGGUUUGGAAUCCGACAAGAAAUGGGGGGCUCGCAGAGUCGCGAGGGCUUAGACCUCUCGGAAUCAUCGGAUUACGAAAGCGACGAAGAGCAAAGCGAAGAACAGUACGAGGAUGCGCAGGACGGCGACGGUGGGCGCCAACCGAAGCCCCAGAUGCCGAGCUCUUCCGGAGGCAAAACCCUGGACGAGCUCGACGAGAAGCUCAAGGCCCUCAAGCUGAAAUAUCCCUCUCAAAACCCUAGUUUAAGAAAUGCCGUUAAGCUCUACCUCCACAUCGGCGGUAACACUCCCAAAGCCAAGUGGGUUGUCUCCGAUAAACUCACUUCCUUUCAAUUUGUCAGAGACGAUGAUGAAUCGGGCGGUGGAGGGGAGAAUUAUUGGGUUCUGGAGGUGGGGUCGAAGAUCCGAGCUAAGGUGUCGACGGAUAUGCAAUUGAAGAUGUUUGGAGAUCAGCGCCGCGUCGAUUUCGUGUGGAAUGGGGUGUGGGCGUUGAAGUUUUUUGAGGACGAAGAGUAUCGGAGCUUCGUGUCGGGGUUUCAGGAUUGUCUGUUUGAGAAUGUGUAUGGGUUGAAGCCGACGGAUGAGAACAAGGUUAAGGUUUACGGGAAGGAGUUUUUGGGGUGGGUGAAGCCGGAGGCAGCGGACGAUUCGAUGUGGGAGGACGCUGAGGAGGGAGAUUGGAAGGGCGCUGAAAAGACUCUGGGGAGGGCGAAUCAGGAUUUGUUGGAGGAGUUCGAGGAGGUGGCGAACGGGGGUGGAAUCCAGAGCUUGGCUCUCGGGGCGUUGGAUAAUAGUUUCUUGGUGAAUGAUUUAGGUGUUCAGGUUGUGAAGAACUUUAAACAUGGAAUCCAUGGGAAAGGUAUAUUCGUGAGAUUCGACAAUGGGGGUCAGAAGGCUAGUUCCAGUGCAGGAAAAUCGACGCCAAAGAAGGCGCUUCUGAUGAGAGGUGAGAGCAAUAUGCUUCUAAUGAGUCCUCUGAAGGAUGGGAAGCCUCAUGCGACUGGGUUGCACCAGUUGGAUAUCGAGACUGGGAAGAUUGUCACAGAAUGGAAGUUUGAGAAGGAUGGGACUGACGUUACAAUGAGAGAUAUUACAAAUGAUACAAAGGGCUCACAGUUGGAUCCUUCAGAAUCAACUUUCUUGGGCUUGGAUGAUAACAGGCUGUGCCAAUGGGAUAUGCGUGAGAAGAAGGGAAUGGUUCAGGAUAUUGCAUAUGCGAAUUCACCGGUCUUACACUGGACACAGGGGCAUCAAUUCUCCAGAGGGACCAAUUUCCAGUGCUUCGCAACGACUGGUGAUGGCUCCAUUGUUGUUGGAUCACUUGACGGGAAGAUUCGGCUGUAUUCAAAGACUUCAAUGAGGCAGGCGAAGACUGCUUUUCCAGGGCUUGGUUCGCCUAUUACCCAUGUUGAUGUUACAUAUGAUGGAAAAUGGGUAUUGGGUACGACUGAUACAUAUUUGAUUCUUAUCUGCACAAUAUUUACUGACAAAGAUGGGAAGGCGAAGACUGGUUUUGGUGGUCGAAUGGGCAAUAAAAUCCCAGCUCCUAGAUUACUGAAGCUUACUCCUGUGGAUUCACAUAUGGCUGGAACAGAUAAUAAAUUCCAGAGAGGCCAAUUCUCAUGGGUCACUGAGAAUGGGAAACAAGAGCGGCACCUGGUGGCGACAGUCGGCAAAUUUAGCGUGAUUUGGAAUUUUCAGCAGGUGAAGAACAGUGCUCAUGAGUGCUACCGGAAUCAGCAUGGCCUGAAGAGCUGCUACUGUUACAAAAUCGUGCCGAAGGAUGAGUCUAUCGUUGAUAGUCGGUUCAUGCACGACCGGUUUGCCGUCAGCGACUCUCCCGAAGCUCCUCUUGUUGUGGCAACCCCCAUGAAAGUUUCUUCUUUCAGCAUGUCUGGCAAGCGAUGAAGAUGUGCAAGCUAAGCUGGCGUUAUCAUCCCUGGCAAUCUUGGCGGAUGGUUUUUUUGUGCAUACUCCUUUUGUCUCCUUGGUUACUAGCAUUUCAUUUGCUUUGAUUUAUUUGAUUUCAAUCUUCUACGAGUAGAGAGGUAGGGGUAGUUUGUAUAUAGUGUGAAGUUGAGAUUUUUUCUACAUAUUGUAUUAUCUCUUAGGACCCCAAUCUAAUUCUUGUUUCUUGUGUUGUGUGUUUUA
Diospyros lotus (date-plum) is the source of this 2318-nucleotide messenger RNA. Its product is annotated as protein CYPRO4. The record is from RefSeq and is a predicted model, not a curated record. NCBI's taxonomy places the organism in Eukaryota, Viridiplantae, Streptophyta, Magnoliopsida, Ericales, Ebenaceae. Bases 189 to 2075 code for a protein of 628 amino acids. Gene Ontology annotation, molecular function: protein binding. Gene Ontology annotation, cellular component: cytoplasm; nucleus. The transcript is spliced from 2 exons.